AUGUCUCCUCAAUUUAAUAAAGAAGAAGCAUGGUUUUUGGAAAAUCAUCCACAUAGUCCAACCAAACCCAGACCCGCUCAUGAUAUUGACUCUUAUAAUAUAAAUGAUAGUUCUAGAAGACUAUCAGAUCCAAGAAUUUCAACUACUCAUAUGUAUAGUUCAUUCCUUAGAUCAACUAAUCAAUUCAAUGAUGAUCCAUUUAGUGAUGCAUUUGGAGAAGACUACGAUACAUGUGCUGAAUCUUUUGGAAUGUAUCAACAACAACAACAACAAAAACAACAAAACUACGAAUCAAACUUACAUAACUCCCAAUAUUCACCAAUACAUGAAAAAAUGAAUCCAUAUACUAAACCCAAUGAAACUUCCAAGAAGACUGGCAGGCCCUAUUCUCAAGGUGGAGAUGAUACUAGUACUCUUGAAGAACAACCGGAAUUGCAGAGACAAGAUAGGUGGUUUUCAUGGUUGUUUUCAAAGCAAAUCCCUCCAAUACCCAGUGAUGAUGAAAGGGAAUUUUAUCCUUGGAAAAUAUGUUCUCCAUUCAAGAGAUUGGGGUUUUGGUGGUUAUGGCCAAUAAUCAAAAAGGGAUAUUUAAGAACCUUACAUCCUGAAGAUUUAUUUAAAUUAACUCCAGAAUUAACAGUGGAAGAAAUGCAUCAGAAAUGGGAAGCUCAUUUAGAUACCAUUUUACAGCUGGCUAAAUUUAAUCAUUUGAAAGAAAAUCAUGAUUUAUCUAAUUUUGAUUGGCCCACUUAUGCUAUUCCCUAUGCUUUAUUUUUGACUUUUAAAUGGCCAUAUUUGUUUUCAAGUGCUUGUUUGGCCCUAGCAUUUGUAUGUACGACCACUUCACCAUUAUUAACUAGACAAUUGAUUGAUUAUGUCCAAUUCAGAUAUUUCGGAUUAGAAACCACUUAUAAUAAAGGUAUCAAAUACAGUGUUCUUUCCGUUUGCUUGAUCUUUAUUAAUGGGUUAUUAUUGAAUCAUUUCUUUCAUAAUGCCAUGAUUGUAGGUGCACAAUCAAAAGCAGUGUUGACAAAGGCAUUAUUAACCAAAUCUUUCAAAUUGAGUUCAAAAUCAAGAUAUCAAUUUCCAGUUGGGAGAAUUACAUCUUUGAUGAGUACUGAUUUAUCGAGAAUAGAUAUGGCUAUUGGGUUCCAACCUUUGAUUUUCUGUUUUCCGAUUCCAAUUGUUAUUUCGAUAGCAUUAUUGGUGAAUGGGAUUGGAAUUGCUUCAUUGGCUGGGAUUUUCUUAUUCAUUGUUUCAUUGUUUGUUUGUGCUGGUUUAACUAGAGUGUUGUUCAAGGCUAGACAACAAGGGGUCAAAUAUACCGAUGAAAGAGUUUCAUUAAUGAGAGAAAUAUUGAAUAAUUUGAAGAAUAUCAAAUAUUAUGCCUGGGAAGCAGCUUAUAAAUUAUCCAUUACCAAAGUUAGAGAAAAGGAAAUGAAAUAUUUAUUUACGAUCAAAGUAUUGAGAAAUUUCAUUACUGCUUAUGCUGUUACAUUACCGGUUUUAACUUCAAUGAUAUCAUUUGUGACGAUGUGGGCAACUGGUUCAAUGAGAUCUCCUGGUGAAGUCUUUUCUUCCUUGAGUUUAUAUGCUAUUUUAGCCCAAGCUAUUAUGUUAUUACCCAUUGCUUUAGCUACUGGUGCUGAUGCUUUGAUUGGUUUCACUAGAUGUAGACAAUAUUUAUCAGCUGAUGAGUUUUCUUAUGAAUUGAAUUAUAAUUUAAUGAAACAAGAGAAAUUGUUUUAUACUGGACAUGCCGUGCCUACGUCUUUGAAAGGAAGUGUUAUUGAAGUUAAACAUGCCAAUUUUGAAUGGGAAGCUUUUGCUGAUGAUUUAGAUUCUGAAUUAUGGGAAACCACAAACAAGAAGAAGAACAAGAAAUCUAACAAGAAGAAGAAGGAUGAGAAGAGUCAAUUUACUUAUGAAGUAGACAGUGCGGCAUCGUCCUCAUCAGAUACCCUUGAAUCGUCAUCCAUAUUUUCUUCCAAAGUUCAAUUUUCUGGGUUGCAGGAUAUAAACCUCUCAAUCAAGAAGAGUGAAUUCAUUAUCAUCACUGGUCUAAUCGGUUGUGGGAAAACUUCCUUACUUCACGCAUUAGCAGGUAUAAUGAAAUUAAUCAAUCCAGGAACAGGUUCAGUCAAGAUCUACGAUGAUGUAUUAUUAUGUUCUACAACUUGGAUCCAAAAUGCCACCGUUCGUGAUAAUAUCAUAUUUGGGAAACCAUUCGAUAUCAAGAAAUACAAUAAGGUACUCUAUGCAUGUGCAUUAUAUGAUGAUCUUAAGACAUUACCUGCUGGUGACAUGACUGAGAUUGGUGAAAGGGGGAUUACGUUAUCUGGUGGUCAAAAGGCUCGUAUCAAUCUUGCUAGGGCUUGUUAUUCUGACGCAGAGGUUUUGUUGUUGGAUGAUGUCAUAUCUGCUGUUGAUUCCCGUGUUGCAAGACAUAUUGUGAAUGAAUUGUUUAAGGGGUUGUUGAAGGAUAAGACUAUUGUUUUGGCUACUCAUCAAUUGGGGAUUUUAGGUUUUGCUGAUAGAGUGGUGUUUUUGAAUAAGAAUGGAACUAUUGAUGUUGGUGGUGUUGGUGAAUUGACAAGGAGGAAUUCUGAUUUCAGAAGUUUGAUUGAGUAUAAUAGUCAAGAGGAAGAAGGUGAUAAGCCAUUGGUUCACAAAGCUACUACUAAGAAAGAAUCUGGACCAAAUGAUGAUGAAAUUGUGAGCAGUUUAAGUGAUGGUAGAACAACAUCUGUUGAAGAAACUCCAGUUAAUGCAAUCUCAUGGGAUGUCUAUAAGAAAUACAUUCAAUUAGGAUCAGGUGUGUUUGGCAGGGCUGCUGUUCCAGUGUUACUUUUGGUGAUCAUUUUUGCUACUUUCUUCCAAGUCUUUACUAAUACUUGGUUAUCAUUUUGGGUUGAACACAAGUUCAUUGGUAAAUCUGAUCAUUUCUAUGUUGCAAUUUAUGUCUUGUUGGCUGUGUUAACUGUUGUAUUCACCGCUAUUGAAUUUACGAUGUUGGCAUAUAUGCAAAACACUUCAGCUGAAAUCUUGAAUGUUAAGGCAGUUGCUAAGAUUUUACAUGUCCCAAUGAGUUUUAUUGAUACCACCCCUUUAGGUAGAGUCUUGAAUAGAUUCACUAAAGAUACUGAUGAUUUGGAUAAUGAAAUUGGUGAACAGAUGAGAUUGUUUAUUUUCCCAUUGGCUUUAAUCUUUGGUAUUAUGAUAUUGUGUACUUGUUAUUUACCUUAUUUCGCUUUGGCUGUUCCAUUCUUGGCUAUUGGGUUUGUAUUUUUGGCUAAUGUCUAUCAAGCUUCUCUGAGAGAAAUCAAGAGAGUGGAAGGUGUUCAAAGAUCGAUGGUUUAUAGUAAUUUCAAUGAAACUUUAACUGGUAUGGCUACUAUUAAAGCAUAUGAUGCUGAAGCUGACUUCAUUGCCAAGAAUGAUUAUUAUAUCAAUAAGAUGAAUGAAGCAUACUUUUUAUCUAUUGCUAGUCAAAGAUGGUUAUGUGUUCAUUUAGAUAUGCUUACUUCAAGUUUUGCGUUGAUAAUCUCCAUGUUAUGUAUUACUGAACAAUUCAAGAUCAGUGCAUCAUCUACUGGACUUUUAUUAUCUUAUGUGAUUCAAAUUGUUGGUGUUCUUUCGUUGUCGGUUAGAUCAAUGACUGAAGUUGAAAACAAGAUGAGUUCAGUUGAACGUAUUCAUGAAUAUGCUUUCCAUUUACCACAAGAAGCUGCUUAUCAUAAGGUAGAAUGUCAACCUCCUCACCAAUGGCCUUCUGCUGGUCAUAUCAGAUUUUGUGAUGUUCAUCUUAGAUAUAGAUCCAAUUUACCUUUGGUUUUAAAAGGAUUGAAUGCUAAUUUCCUUCCUGGUGAAAAGGUUGGUAUUGUUGGUAGAACCGGUGCUGGUAAAUCUUCAAUUAUGGCUGCAUUAUAUAGAUUAACUGAACUUGAAAAAGGAAUGAUUGAAAUCGAUGGCAUUGAUAUUUCACAAAUUGGAUUGCAUGACUUAAGAUCAAAAUUAUCAAUUAUCCCACAAGAUCCAGUUAUAUUCCAAGGAACUAUUAGAAAGAACUUGGAUCCAUUCAAUGAAUAUGAUGAUCAUUUAUUAUGGGAUGCAUUAAAGACUGCUGGAUUAAUUGAUGCUGGGGAAUUACCACAUGUGAAAUUAACUAGCGAGGAAACAAGAAAUAGAGCUGGACUCGAACAAUUACAUAAAUUCCAUUUAGAUCGUGCUGUUGAAGAUGAUGGUAAUAAUUAUUCCCUUGGUGAAAAGCAAUUGAUUGCAUUGGCUAGAUCAUUAGUACGUAAUUCGAAUAUAUUGGUGCUUGAUGAAGCUACUAGUUCUGUUGAUUUUGAAACUGAUGCUAGGAUUCAAAAUACUUUGGCUACUGAGUUUAAGAAAUCUACUGUUUUGUGUAUUGCUCAUAGAUUGAAGACUAUUUUGAAUUAUGACACGAUUAUGGUGAUGGAUCAAGGAAAGAUUGUGGAGAAGGGUGGACCAUUGGAAUUGUUUAAUCGAAAUGGAAUUUUCAGACAAAUGUGUGAAAAAGCCAAUAUCAGAGUAGAGGAUUUUUAG
Messenger RNA from Hemisphaericaspora subhashii, 4572 nucleotides. RefSeq lists its product as uncharacterized. The coding region runs from base 1 to 4572 and encodes 1523 amino acids. Gene Ontology annotation, cellular component: plasma membrane. The record is from RefSeq and is a predicted model, not a curated record. Gene Ontology annotation, molecular function: ATP binding; ATP hydrolysis activity; ABC-type xenobiotic transporter activity. The transcript has a single exon. Gene Ontology annotation, biological process: transmembrane transport. Lineage: Eukaryota; Fungi; Ascomycota; Pichiomycetes; Serinales; Debaryomycetaceae.